Molecule: messenger RNA, 2397 nt
Organism: Adineta steineri
Lineage: Eukaryota; Metazoa; Rotifera; Eurotatoria; Adinetida; Adinetidae
Source: the annotation of a GenBank genome assembly
AUGGAAUCUAGUCCUCGAACAGCUUCGAUCAUUGUUAAUGAUCUUGAACAACGUCUUAAAAAUCUUUAUACAACACGUGUACAUGAUGAAUUAACAUUAAAUAAUCUUGAAUCAUUACUUAAUGAAUGUUCAAAUCAAUUAAAUCGUCUUAUAUCUUCAUCAGAUUCAACAUUAGUUGCAAUUAUUCUUCCAUGUUUACUUCAUACAAUUAUAUCAUUAUCAAAAAUUUGUACAGAAAAAUCUGAUAUUAUUAUAUCAGGAUCAUUUUUAUCACGAGAUCAACUUAAUUUAUUAAUGACGACAACUAAAACAUUAUAUAAUCAAAUAAAAGAAUUUAUUAAAUCACCUAAUCUUUCGACAAUAUUAAGUAAAUCAACUGAACGAAGACAUUUUUGUGAACAAUUACGUCUUGUUACAGAUUCAAUUGCUAAUUCUGAUAUUGUAACAACAAUGUUUUGUCAAAAAUUAAUUGUUAAAAUAUUAACAGGUAGUGAUGAUCAACAACAAUUAUCACAAAUUCAAAUGGAAGAUACAAAUGAUGGUUUAAUAGUUGCUGUUUAUGGAAGUGUAUUACAACAAAUGAUUACUAUUUCUACAAAAAGUUCACGAGAUAAACCAGAUAAUAAUCGAGAAUCGGCAACGGUUAAAAUGUAUGGAUUAUAUUUUCAAAUGUUAAGUAGAUUAAUACAACAUAAUAAUACAAUAUCUGAAAUUGAAAAUUAUAAUGAUUUUUUUCGUACAAUGCUUCAUAUCCAUGCCUGUCUUGAAUCAACAUGUCAACAAAAUCGUUUUCAACUUGAAUUUUUUAAUAAUACAAUAGUUUUACAAGAAAUUCUUUAUAAUUUUAUAUCAUAUUCUUUAUCAAAAUCAAUGAAAUCAUUUUUUGAUGAAUUAUUUCAAGAAUUAUCAUUAAAUAAAAAUAAAUAUGCAUCAUUAAUAUUACUUUUUCGUAUUAUUGAAACAUUUGAUUUAAUUUUAACAAAACAAUCUUAUGAUUUAUCAAUACAUUUAAUGAAUCUUCUAAUUACCCAAUUAUUUAAUUUAAUUGAUCAAUGUCGUGUACAACUUAUUUUACCAGCACUUCUUCCAAUUUCAUUUACUAAAACUCAAGUUGAAUAUGGUAGUCUAUAUGAUAUAACCUAUUCACUUCUAAUGAAACUUUUUAAUCAUGAACCGAUGCAAACAGUUCUCUCAUCAAUGAAUCAACUUGUACAAUUAUCUGAUGAGAAUAAUUCUUCAAUACUUUCAACAUCUAUACAAUUAUCUAGUGAAUUAAUUAUUCAAUGUUGGUUUUUAUAUAAUCAAUCAGUACAAUUUCAAUAUCUUUAUGGUUUAUUUCUUAGUGAACUUCUUCAGCUUGAUGUACACUCAAAUUUAAUAAAUCAUUUAUUAACAAUGCCUAAUAUACGUCAAGUUAAAUUUUAUGCUUAUGAAGCAAUAAUAUCAUCAAAUACAUUUCAACAUAUUUAUAAUUUCUAUUCAAAUAUUUAUUCAACAAAAGAAUCAAUUAUUAAUUCAACAAAUCUUUCAUUAAUAUAUCCAACAAAUAUCAAUCAUCUCUAUUCAUUUAUACGUUUAUUUAAUACAGAAUUGAAUUUAAACCAAAUUCAACAUACAAUUGAUACAUGUAUUUAUUCUAUUCAACAAUUUCUUUCAUUACCAUUUAUAACAGAAUCAACAUGUCGAAAUUUUAUUAUUAUUUUACGUUUAUUAACAUAUUUAACAAAUAAUAAUAAUAUGAAUGAAAAUUUAAAAUGUUUACUUGGUCAAUUAACACAAAUAUUUAUUAUACUUGAUGAACAAACAGCAAUUGAUGUACGAUUAGAAUUAUUACAUGUCUUUGCUAUACAUUCAAAUAUACUUGAUGAUAAUGAUCUUGGUAGAUUACUUGAUUUUAUGUUAACAAAUUCAAUUGAUUCAAAUCCAAAUUCAAUUGCUUUUCAUAUUGGAUGUUUAGAUGUAGUCGAUUCAUUACGACAAAGACAAUCACGUAGUAAUAAUAUAACAGAUCUUAUUAUUCAAUUGAUUGUACGAUAUGGAAAUGAACAUCAAUGUAGUAAUUUACUUAAAGCUCAUCUUAUGAAAAUCUUCCUAGCAUAUAUAUCUAAUGGCAAUGAUGAUUCAUUACCAAUGAAAGUUAAAUCUCAAUGUAUAUUAUUACGUGCUAGUAUUGAUGAAUUUGAAAAAAGUAAAAAAACUGUAGGAACAACAAAUAAUCGUUUUCCAGAUGAAAAUGUAUUGAAAGUACUUGAUUCAAAUCAUUCAGCAAUACCCAAAGAGUUAGUAACACAAGAUCAUGAUAUACAAUUAAAAUUUUAUCAAACAAUUAUCAAUGAACUUGAAUUUCAACAAUGUUCAUUAUCAACACAAAAUCUUAAUGCAAUGCAACAAGAUUAA